Jaculus jaculus (lesser Egyptian jerboa) is the source of this 900-nucleotide messenger RNA. It is a transcript of the gene Iscu, whose product is annotated as iron-sulfur cluster assembly enzyme. The record is from RefSeq and is a predicted model, not a curated record. Gene Ontology annotation, biological process: intracellular iron ion homeostasis; iron-sulfur cluster assembly. The transcript is spliced from 5 exons. Bases 14 to 517 code for a protein of 167 amino acids. NCBI's taxonomy places the organism in Eukaryota, Metazoa, Chordata, Mammalia, Rodentia, Dipodidae. Gene Ontology annotation, molecular function: 2 iron, 2 sulfur cluster binding; ferrous iron binding. Gene Ontology annotation, cellular component: mitochondrial matrix; cytoplasm.
GCCAGCCGGCAAGAUGGCGGCGUCUGGAGCUGGCCGUCUGCGGCGGGCGGCGUCGGCGCUGCUGCUCCGGAGUCCGCGCCUGCCCGCCCGGGAGCUGUCAGCCCCAGCCCGGCUCUAUCAUAAGAAGGUUGUGGAUCACUAUGAGAACCCCAGGAACGUCGGGUCUCUUGACAAGACAUCUAAAAACGUUGGAACCGGGUUGGUGGGUGCACCUGCGUGUGGCGAUGUCAUGAAAUUACAGAUUCAAGUGGAUGAAAAGGGGAAGAUUGUGGAUGCAAGGUUUAAGACAUUCGGCUGUGGGUCUGCAAUUGCCUCCAGCUCCCUAGCCACGGAGUGGGUGAAAGGGAAGACGGUGGAGGAAGCCUUGACCAUCAAAAACACAGACAUCGCCAAGGAGCUCUGCCUUCCGCCCGUGAAACUGCACUGCUCCAUGCUUGCGGAAGAUGCCAUCAAGGCCGCCCUGGCAGAUUACAAACUGAAGCAAGAGCCGAAGAAGGAAGACACAGAGAAGCAGUGAGCCGUGUGCGCGGCUCCGGUCCCCAGUCACCGCAGGGCUUGCCCGCCGUGUGCACGCUUCGGCGCCCAGCCUCCCCCGCACUACGACAGCUCCAAGACCCACACCGUGUUCACCAAUCCUGAAAUAUACCCUUUCUUCCCAACCUCUGGUUUCUUCCAGCUCACUUUCGCUGCCUUAAUGCAGUUAAUAUGUAUUUUGGCCUCAGAGCUAAAGUCAGACUGCAGUGCUGAGUUCUGAAGCCCACUGAGUGCGUGAAGGCGUGCAGUUACCUAAGUCUGGUCUGGGGAGGAGCACUGGUGGAAUGCCUUGGUUUGCUUAUUUGAUAGACUAAUUGUACAUAAAAGAGAUAUGCACAUAUAUUAUAAUAAAAGAAUGUAAGACAA